AUGGCUGCGAAUACUCGCUACCAGCCCGCUCCCCAGCGCGACUCGUUUGAUGAGCCUGAAUACUCUCAGGCCCCACCCGCCUAUGGCUCCAACGAUGCAACGGCGUCCGCUGAACCGCGAUCGGAAGAUGACAAUGUGCCAGACGACUUCAAGUUUGGAGGCACAGUCGCUGAGGCAACACUCCCUAUUCGAAUGCAGUUCAUUCGCAAAGUAUAUUCUAUCUUAACCGUCCAACUCCUCUUGACCACGGUCCUCAGCAGCAUAUCGUUCUUCAGCGAAUCUUACCGUAAUUGGAUCCAUGAGCACUUCUGGGUGAUGAUCGUGUCUCUUGUCGGCGCGAUCGGGUUCAUGUUCCUGACCUACUGGAAACGCAAGAGCUACCCGACCAAUCUGCUGUUCCUCUCCGGCUUUACCGCGUUCGAAGCAUACGCCAUUAGCGUCGUGACCUCUUAUUACAAUGCACACAUUGUCGUCCAGGCGCUAGUUAUCACACUAGCCAUCUUCGUCGCCCUGACUGUGUUUGCCUGCCAGACCAAGUAUGACUUCACCCACUGGAUGCCGUACCUGUUUGGCGGACUGUGGUUGUUGAUCAUUUUCGGUUUUAUGGCCGCCUUUUUCCCUUACAACAGCUCUGUGGAGCUUGUCUACGGAGGCGUCUCGGCGCUUAUUUUCUCGGGCUAUGUCCUGGUCGACACACAGCUGAUUAUGCGCCACUACCAUAUCGAGGAGGAAAUUGCCGCUGCCAUCUCUCUGUACCUGGAUAUCAUCAACCUGUUCCUCAGUAUCCUGCGCAUCCUGAACUCGCAGCAGAAUAACUAG
This is a messenger RNA of Talaromyces rugulosus, 819 nucleotides long. RefSeq lists its product as uncharacterized. The coding region runs from base 1 to 819 and encodes 272 amino acids. Lineage: Eukaryota; Fungi; Ascomycota; Eurotiomycetes; Eurotiales; Trichocomaceae. The record is from RefSeq and is a predicted model, not a curated record. Gene Ontology annotation, cellular component: membrane. The transcript has 3 exons.